Molecule: messenger RNA, 787 nt
Organism: Rubroshorea leprosula
Lineage: Eukaryota; Viridiplantae; Streptophyta; Magnoliopsida; Malvales; Dipterocarpaceae
Source: the annotation of a GenBank genome assembly
GGUAGAGGAUGUUAAGAUUAUGUAGCUCUGAUCUUGUUUCUCUUUGUACUUCCGUAACAUCAUAAUCACUUUGUUUAACAACUUCAAUUUACUGUAAGUUCUAUUUGUGGUGUUUCUCUCAUUUUUCAACUAGCUACAUUUCCUGUUAUAGUUUCCUGCUUUUUCUUUUAGAUUUUGUUAUGUGCACUCACCAAUGCUUUUCCUCGUGAAUGCGAUUGAUGUCAUUGCAGCUUCACCUUUGACAUGUUUGAAGGAUCACCCUGGAAAUGGUGAAAAACUCACCGUAUCCCUGAGUGGUACAUUUUCUUUUUCUUUUUGGAUGGAGUUGUCGGCUGCAACAACCAAUACACUUGGUUGUAUAUUGCUCUUAGACACUCAAGUCACUUCUUGUGGUGCUACUGUGAAAGUCAGUAGAGAUUGCCCAUGUCAAGUUCCUCUUACUAUUAGCCAACAGAGUGACCAUUGCCUCUAUCUAGCUAGUCAUGCACGGAUGCAUCUUGGAAAGGAAUUCUUGAGGUUUGACGCCACGAAUCGCACAACUCUAAGUGGGUUCCACCCAGUUGUGCAUUUCAUUUGGUAACCAAUGUCUUUUUGCCCACAUGAGACCGUCUGGUUGUACCUAGCUAGAAAUUAAAAUCAAUGUAAUGCUAAAGCUACUUGUGACAACUAAUAGUUGUUUAUAAUCCAAUCUUUUGUGGGAACCAUAAUUAACAAAAAUCAGCAUGAGAAACCUCUAAUGAAUGUGAUGGAAAAGGAUUCUUAUGAUUUAUAAACAUUUUAUUGGUUA